UUCAUGCUUUUAUUUAUAGAGUUAAUUUUCAUUUCAUUACAGUUGAGAUUAGCUUAUCUUGUAGACUCUGUUAUAGAUGGAAUAUGUCACUUAUGUCUCUAGAAUAAGAGAAUUAGCAUUUAUAUAUCAAUUGGGUGUGUGACAUAACAGUGAGUUUUCGACUCGAAUUUACAAUGUUAGAGUUGGAAGUGGAGGAUGCUUGUUAUCUGAACAACCCCUCUUGUCCAAUAGUGAGCUGAAUGUUUAAUUUUAGCUGUUUCUUUUAUGGAUAGUUAUUUAUUGGUGAAGCAAUAGCAGCAUCGACCAAGUAAUGUCACUAGAAAAAACCCACUUCCCCUACUUCUAUUGUUCUUGCACUUUCUUCCACCCAUCUGUUUUUUGUUUGCCCGGGAUUAUCGGGAACAAUCUCUCUCUAUGUACACUCUACCCGCCUAAGACACCACUUUGUGGGACUAUACUGGGUAUGUUGUUGUUUCUUAUUGUAUUUGGGAAUUUGAGAAUUGGGUUUUAAAGAUAGGUUCUUUCUAAUAAAACAAUAUUUUUCGACUCUUCUUUAUACUGGUCGCUCUGAGGCGAAAUUGUAGUCGAUCUCUUUUUCCGGCAAAGCCAAGUUUCUUCUCCUUCGCUGGCAUCCUCCUACUGCGACAAAUUUCUCGAUUUAUCUCUUCAAUUCAGACCCUACUUGUAGGAUUACACCGGGUGACAGAGAGAUGAAGUUUCUAUAAAUUGAUCUUAUACAUGGAGGAGAGCCAUGGCGUUUGCAAGCUUUAAUGGCUCUCUCAAACAGACAUGAGGAGGUGUUCUGCUUUUGUUUUUCCUUACCACUGUCAAGUCUUGUCUUAUCAUCGAUACUUUGGUUCUAUGACAAAACACACUUCAUUCUUUUCAUAUUCAACUAAUUCUGCAGUUGAAAAGCUUUCUUGCCUUCCUUUAACUGCCGCGAGACCUUUUCCAGAUUAUUCGCCUAAAAAACCCUCCAUUAGAGACUCUGAACUUGUGCAGCACGUAUCGACUUCUAUUAAGCAACGCUAUUCUGAGCACAUACGGCGUGUUUUAAAGCCCUUUGAAUCAAAAAUCAAACCUGACCACAUCGUUUGGGUUCUCAUGACCAUAAAGAAUGAUUACAAACUGGUUAUAGAUUUCUCUGAUUGGUGGUGUCAACGGAGGGACCCGUCAAUUGAGGUACGUUGUAUUAUCGUGCAUAUUGCUGCUGCACAAAAAGAUGCAAGGACAGUGCAUAGGCAUAUUCAUGAUUUUUGGGCAAGACCCGGUGUAGAUGUGACAGUUUUCUUCCCCCAGUUUCUUGAAAAGUUAAUAUACACUUACAAGGAUUGGGGUUCUAAUCCAUUUGUUUUUGAUAUUUUCUUCCAAGUGCUUGUUGAAUUAGGAAGUCUAGAUUAUGGAAGAAAACUUUUUGAUAAAAUGUUGCACUAUGGCUUAGUUCUAUCUGUCUCUUCAUGUAACUUUUUCCUUUCACAUCUCUCGCAUGAGAUUGAUGGGCACAAAAUGAUGUUUAAGGUCUUUAAUGAAUUUUCUGAAGUGGGUGUUUGCUGGGAUAAUGAAUCUCAUAAUAUAGUGAUCCAUUCUCUUUGUCGGAUAGGGAAAGUUAAAGAAGCUCAUAACUUACUCCUGCAAAUGGAGCUGAGGGGCUGUAUGCCCGAUGUUGUAAGUUACAGCACUGUGAUUAAUGGAUACUGUGCCACUGGACAGCUUGAACCAGUGAUGAAGAUCAUCCAAGAAAUGCAAGUAAAAGGAUUGAAGCCAAAUGCAUUUACUUUUAACAGUAUAAUUCUUCUUUUGUCUAAGAGAGGCAAAGUGCAUGAUGCUGAGAAAAUCCUGAGGGAGAUGACUUCCCAGGGAAUCACUCCAGAUAAUGUUGUUUACACAACUCUUAUAGAUGGCUUCUGCAAAACUGGGAACAUAAGUGCUGCAUACAGUCUGUUCAAUGAGAUGCAGUGUCUUAACAUUACCCCUGAUUUGAUAACAUAUACUGCCCUUAUUUCUGGUCUGUGUCAAAGUGGAAAUAUUGCUGAAGCAGAUAAGUUGUUGAAUGAUAUGCUUGGCCGGGGGUUAGAACCUGACGAAUUUAUUUAUACAACAUUUAUUGAUGGUUAUUGCAAGGCAGGGGAGAUAAGGGCAGCCUUUUCUCUUCACAACAAAAUGGUUCAGAUGCAGUUGGUGCCAAAUAUUGUGACAUACACUACACUAGUAGAUGGGCUCUGUAAACUAGGAGAACUUGGUACAGCAAAUGAACUUCUCCACGAGAUGUGUGGAAAGGGUCUUGAGCUGAAUAUCUACACAUACAACUCACUUGUUAAUGGUUUUUGUAAAGCUGGAGAUGCAAAUCAAGCAGUAAAGUUGAUGGAAGAUAUGGAAGCUGCAGGGAUCUGUCCUGAUGCAUUUACUUAUACUACUCUAAUGGAUGCUUAUUGUAAAUUAGGAGAGAUGGGCAAGGCUCAUGGACUACUACAUCAAAUGUUGCUCAGAGGACUCCAACCCACAAUAGUUACAUUCAACGUUCUGAUGAAUGGCUUUUGUAUGUCAGGGAUGCUAGAAGAGGGUGAUAAACUGUUGAAGUGGAUGUUGGAGAAGAGUAUAAUACCAAAUGCUACUACCUACAAUUCUCUUAUGAAGCAGUAUAGUGUGCGAAAUAAUAUGCGUAUGACGUCAGAAAUUUAUAAGGGGAUGCUGGGCCAAGGAGUUGUACCAAAUGCCAAUACCUUUAACAUAUUGAUACGAGGACAUUGCAAAGCUAGAAAUAUGAAAGAGGCUUUGUUUUUGCACAAGGAAAUGAUCAAGAAGGGAUUCACUCCGACAUUAGAGACUUAUCAUGCACUCAUAAAAGGGUUUUUAAAGAGGAAAAAAUAUUCUGAGGCCAAAGAAAUGUUUGAAGAGAUGAGAAGAGAUGGUUUAUUGGCAGAUAAAGAACUUUACUCUAUCUUUGCGGAUAUGAACUAUGAACAAGGUAACUUUGAUUUGGCGCUUGAGCUUUGUGAUGAAGCACUAGAAAAAUGUCUUGCAGACAAGAAUGAUAACAGGAAUGCAUGAUGGUUGUCUGACAUGUUUCUGCAUCCUGUUUCUGGUCAUCUUGUUGCUAAUUUUGAAACUAGUGACAAAACCAGUUGUCUUGCUCCACAUGAUGCUAAUCCUUUUCAUGCUGUCAAUUCGGCUCCAGUUGUAUUUCUCUUCAAGUCAUCAGAUGAUCUUUUGAAA
Molecule: messenger RNA, 3213 nt
Organism: Solanum dulcamara
Lineage: Eukaryota; Viridiplantae; Streptophyta; Magnoliopsida; Solanales; Solanaceae
Product: pentatricopeptide repeat-containing protein At1g05670, mitochondrial
Exons: 2
Coding region: 790-3048 (752 amino acids)
Molecular function (GO): protein binding
Source: RefSeq, a predicted model, not a curated record